Anisakis simplex (herring worm) is the source of this 498-nucleotide messenger RNA. Lineage: Eukaryota; Metazoa; Nematoda; Chromadorea; Rhabditida; Anisakidae. The record is from the annotation of a GenBank genome assembly.
AUGUCGAGCAUUGUGCCCAGUAAUAAUAAUAACAAUGGCAAUAAAUAUGAAAGUCUUUCAAAUGAUUUCAACGAAAAUUCUGCUGAAGAUGAAAUUAAAAAAGAUGAAGUGUUGGUACCGAAUAAUGGAAUUUUGAAGAGAAGUGAUUACCAACAACGAGCACGUUUAGGCACGAUGCGAUUCGGCAAGCGGGAUGCAUCAAAUCCGCUUGGAACGAUGAGAUUCGGUAAAAGAUUCUAUCAGAACGCUGAUCAACAACAACUAUAUGAUAACAACAACGUUGCAAUGCUUAAUCAUGCCUAUUUAUAUCGCCUGAUCAACAACAAUGUAGCAAAUAUCAGUCCAUUUGCUAAUAAUGACCACUUCAUCAGAUAUAAUAAUAAUAAUAAUAAUAAUAAACGCAACAGUCCUUUGGGAACAAUGCGUUUCGGUAAGAAACGAGCUACCGGCAGUGCAGUUGGACCAUUGGGUACGAUGCGCUUUGGUAAGAAACGUUGA